AUGUUUGUAACAGAGAGGUCGUUUCCUCUUUUUCUAGAUGUCAAAGAAUGCUCAAUGGCCGACAAUGUCUGUCAGAAUGGAGGAACAUGUGAUGAGAGACUGGGUUACUAUAUUUGUAACUGCCAACUUGGAUUUGCUGGGAAAAACUGCACCAAAGGUAUGGCUGACAGCUUCAGUAUCAAUUGCACACAUAUGAAGUGCGUAUUUCUCCAUUCAGAACAUUAGAACCAUCAGCGUUAACUAACGUUUACUUAACGUUGCAUAAUAAAAAAUAGGUUUUAUAUAGAUGAACGGCUGGGCGGUGUAUGGGCGGGAGUUCGAACGGACGAAUGGAUGGAGGAACGAAGUGAGCCAGUCAAGGAGCUCAAAGUACACCCGUGAAGCGGGGGCCAACUUUUGUUCCCCAGCAUUGAAAAUUGGCUUUCAUUUUUCUCUACAAAAUAGAAAGAAAUAAUACUAAUAACAAUAACUUGCGCGUGAACAAUCCCCGUCUGAGGGGGGCAAUCCCGAGUUCCUCGUAAUAUUAUAUACAUGUAAAUGCAGCUUGCUUAUUUUAAGUUGUCCAUCCCAAGAACAACACCCAAGAAAACAAACAACACACCGUGUAACAUACUUACGUACUACCAUUUGUAUUCGACAGUGUUCCAGGAAACCAUGAUUGACCUGGUGUUUAUGAUAGAUGAUUCCACUGUUCAGCCUCAGGCACACAGAAAUAUUUCCAAUCAAAUAGUACAAGUGAUCAAGUCCACGUUGAGCUACUUUCCAAGUCAAAACACAAGGGUUGGACUAGUCCUCUAUGCAGCUGAUACUACCACAGUGGGUAACUUUAAUGCCACGAGAAACGAAACAAAUCAAGCCCUGGACCUGCUACCACACCUUCCUGAAGGGACAUUCACCGGCAAAUCACUUAAUUACACAAGAGAGCAUUUCUUUAACAAUAGCCGUGCGAACGCACAUCGCGUCCUAGUAGUGUUCACCGAUGAGACUUCUAACGAUGUUGUUUCGGUUGCGUCUAAAUUGCUGCGUGACAUGAAUGUAACUAUCAUCGUAGUUGCAUUGGGGAAUUGGUUCGAUGUCACGCAAGUCAACAACAUGGCCAGUCUUCCCCGCUCAGCGACGGUGCUUUACACUACACACGUCGAAAUAAUGGAAAUACCUUGGAGGGUUCAUGAAAUGAUCGGCGAAGGUAUGUCAAGGGUAUAAAACAACGGAAUUAGAGGUAGAUAGAUGCUAUAACUCAACUUCUGAGCAACCCAUGUGAAAAUAACGAUACUUGUAUCAACUCCCUGUAUGACUACCGAUGUUCAUGUCCUAAUGGCUUUACCGGGUCAUGUUGCGAGGAAGGUAAGAUAACAAUUUGUUUGUUGUCUUUACUAAAAUGAUUAAAAAGGAAAGAGAAAUAUUGGAGUUCAUGAUGCUAGUGUUGAGGACAACGACGACGACGACGAUGAUGAUGAUACUGGUGAUGAUGUUGAUGAUAAUGAUGAUGAUGAUGGUAGAUCUAAGGGUGGACGGGGGACGGGCAGACCGGACAAAGGUAGGGAGGGGCGAAGGUAGUCGAUCAAGGAACACAAAGUUCAUCUCAGAAUUCCUCUCCUCUUUAUCCACAGCUGUUGACCAUUGUUUCAGCAACCCCUGUGCAAAUAAUGGUACUUGCAACAACUCCCUUCAUGGCUACCGAUGUUCGUGUCCUGAAGGCUUUACUGGGUCACUUUGCGAGGAAGGUAAUGAAGCAAUUUGUUUGUUUGUCUUUACUAAAAUGAUUGAAAAGAAAAGAGAAAUAUUGGAGUUGUUAAUCAUAAUGCUAAUGUUGAGGACAACGACGACGAUGAUGAUGAUACUGAUGAUGAUGUUGAUGAUGAUUAUAAUAAUGAUGAUGAUGAUGAUGGUAGAUCUAAGGGUGGACGGGGAAAGGGCAGACCGGACGAAGGUAGGGAAGGGCGAAGGGAUUCGAUCAAGGAACUCAAAGUUCAUCUCAGUCUUCCUCUCCUCUUUAUCCACAGCUGUUGACCAUUGUUUUAGCAACCCUUGUGCAAAUAAUGGUACUUGUAACAACUCCCUUCAUGGCUACCGCUGCUCGUGUCCUGAAGGCUUUACUGGGUCACUUUGCGAGGAAGGUAAGACAACAGUUUGUUUAUUUUUACUAAAAUAA
Messenger RNA from Porites lobata, 2152 nucleotides. Lineage: Eukaryota; Metazoa; Cnidaria; Anthozoa; Scleractinia; Poritidae. The record is from the annotation of a GenBank genome assembly.